This is a messenger RNA of Gadus morhua (Atlantic cod), 4452 nucleotides long. It is a transcript of the gene tnpo3, whose product is annotated as transportin 3. Gene Ontology annotation, biological process: protein import into nucleus. The coding region runs from base 373 to 3159 and encodes 928 amino acids. The transcript is spliced from 24 exons. Gene Ontology annotation, molecular function: small GTPase binding. Gene Ontology annotation, cellular component: cytoplasm. Lineage: Eukaryota; Metazoa; Chordata; Actinopteri; Gadiformes; Gadidae. The record is from RefSeq and is a predicted model, not a curated record.
AUGAGCGACUCUGUAGGAACUCGGCAGGCCAGGAAUUAAUAGCAAAGAUUCAUCAACAUUAUUUUUCAAGACUAAUAUAUUUGUUAUUUACGGGAAUUUAAAGAAGGGAAUACCUCAAGGGUUUUUAUAUAUUUUAUUCCUAAAUGUCCAAUCCUAUUUACUGUGGGGCGAUUUAUUGCUUGUUUUUUACGGCCCUGGGCAAAUUUCUACACGGAAGAGAUUACAGGUUGCACGCGGGAAACCAGUGCGAGAUGGCGGUCGGCACAAGGGCUGAAUAGACAACUCUCCUACAAAACAAACUAAACGAUACGGUCGUUUGCUCACUUCGCUCUAUUGUUUUAUCUAUUACAUUCGGGGAGAUAGCAUCACGACAUGGAAGGGGGCAAGCCCACCAUUCCGCUUGUUUACCAAGCGGUGCAGGCUCUUUACCACGACCCGGACCCCGCCGGUAAAGAGCGAGCCUCGGUGUGGCUCGGCGAGCUGCAAAGAUCGAUGUACGCCUGGGAAAUCUCAGACCAGCUCCUGCAGCUCAAACAGGACGUGGAGUCGUGCUACUUUGCCGCGCAGACCAUGAAGAUGAAGAUCCAGACGUCGUUCUACGAGCUCCCGGCGGAGACGCACAAUGCCCUCCGCGACUCCCUGCUCUCUCACAUUCAGAGCCUCAAAGAUCUCUCGCCCAUCAUCGUUACUCAGUUGGCACUGGCCAUUGCAGAUCUGGCACUUCAGAUGGCCUCUUGGAAAGGAUGUGUCCACACACUCAUUGAAAAGUACAACGACGACGUCAGCUCCAUGACGUUUCUGAUCGAGAUCCUGACGGUUCUGCCCGAGGAGGUCCACAGUCGCUCGCUCCGUAUCGGGGCCAACCGCCGCACGGAGAUCAUCGAGGACCUGGCCUACUACUCCAGCACCGUGGUCACCCUGCUGACGACGUGUGUGGAGAAGACGGGCAACGAUGAGAAGAUGCUGAUCAAGGUGUUCCGCUGCCUCGGCAGCUGGUUCAACCUGGGGGUUCUGGACAGCAACUUCAUGGCCAGCAACCAGCUCCUCAUCGUCCUCUUCCAAGUGCUGCAGAGGGACGAGACGUCCACCAACCUGCACGAGGCGGCCUCCGACUGCGUGUGCUCGGCGCUCUACGCCAUCGAGAGCGUGGACACCAACGUGGCGCUGGCCAUGCAGCUGUUCCAGGGCGUGCUGACGCUGGAGACGGCCUACCACAUGGCGGUGGCCCGGGAAGACCUCGACAAAGUGCUGAAUUACUGUCGCAUCUUCACGGAGCUGUGCGAGACCUUCCUGGAGACCACGGUGAGGAGUCCGGGCCAGGGUAUGGGGGACCUCCGCACCCUGGAACUGCUGCUCAUCUGCGCUGGACACCCCCAGUACGAAGUGGUGGAGAUCUCCUUCAACUUCUGGUACCGGCUGGGCGAGCACCUCUACAAGACCAACGAGCCGGCCCUGCACGCCAUCUUCCGCCCCUACAUCCAGAGACUGCUGCACAGCCUCGCCCGCCACUGCCAGCUGGACUCCGACCACGAAGGAAUCCCCGAAGACACGGACGAUUUCGGGGAGUUCCGCAUGAGGGUGUCCGACCUGGUGAAGGACGUCAUCUUCCUCGUCGGCUCCAUGGAGUGCUUCUCCCAGCUAUACUCUACUCUGAAGGACGGGAACCCUCCAUGGGAAGUGACGGAGGCUGUUCUCUUCAUCAUGGCCGCCAUUGCGAAAAGCGUAGACCCUCAGAACAGCCCCACCCUGACGGAGGUGCUGGAGCAGGUGGUGCAGCUGCCGGAGACGGUGCACAUCGCCGUGCGCUACACCAGCAUCGAGCUAGUGGGCGAGAUGAGCGAGGUGGUGGACAGACACCCGCGCUUCCUAGGUGCUGUCCUUGACCCUGUGCUGAACUACCUGAUGAAGGGCCUUCGGGAGAAGCCCCUGGCGUCGGUGGCCGCCAAGGCCAUCCACAACAUCUGCUCGGUGUGCCGCGACCACAUGGCCCAGCACUUCCAGGGCCUGCUGGACAUCGCCCGCGCCCUGGACUCCUUUGCCCUCUCCACGGAGGCCGCCGUCGGCCUGCUCAAAGGCACGGCGCUGGUCCUGGCUCGCCUGCCCCUGGAGAAGAUCGCCGAGUGCCUGAGUGACCUGUGUGCAGUGCAGGUCAUGGCCCUCAAAAAGCUUCUUGCUCAGAAUCCCACCAAUGGGAAAACGGCCGACCCCACUGUCUGGCUGGACAGAUUAGCCGUCAUUUUCCGACACACAAACCCAAUUGUAGAAAAUGGACAAACACAUCCUUGUCAGAAAGUUAUUCAAGAGAUCUGGCCCGUGCUGUCGGAGACGCUGAACACGCACCAGGCAGACAACCGCAUCGUGGAGCGCUGCUGCCGCUGCCUCCGCUUCGCCGUGCGCUGCGUGGGCAAGGGCUCGGCCUCGCUACUGCAGCCCCUGGUCACACAGAUGGUGAGCGUGUACCAGGUGUACCCCCACUCCUGCUUUCUGUACCUCGGGAGCAUCCUAGUAGACGAGUAUGGCAUGGAGGACGGCUGCAGACAGGGCCUGAUGGACAUGCUGCAGGCUCUGUGCAUGCCCACCUUCCAGCUCCUGGAGCAGCCUCUGGGCCUGAGGAACCACCCCGACACGGUGGACGACCUCUUCAGGCUGGCCACCAGGUUCGUGCAGCGCAGCCCCGUCACCCUGCUAAGCAGCGGCAUCAUCGUCCACAUCAUCCAGUGCGCCAUCGCCGCCACCACGCUGGACCACCGGGACGCCAACUGCAGCGUGAUGAAGUUUGUCCGCGACCUUAUCCACACGGGGGUCAGCAACGACCACGAGGAGGACUUUGAGUUGCGGAAGCAGCUGAUCGGCCAGGCCAUGGAGCAGCACGGCCAGCAGCUAGUCACCCAGCUCAUGCACACGUGCUGCUUCUGCCUGCCGGCGUACACGCUGCCGGACGUGGCCGAGGUGCUGUGGGAGAUCAUGGUGUUCAACCGGCCGACGUUCUGCCGCUGGCUGGAGGUGGCACUGAAGGGCCUUCCCAAGGAGACGACGGGCGGGGCCGUGACCGUCACACACAAACAGCUCACAGACUUCCACAAGCAGGUCACCAGCAGUGCGGAGGAGUGCAAGCAGGUGUGCUGGGCCAUCCGAGAGUUCACCAGACUGUUCCGAUAGCCACGCCUCCCGACACUAGCGCCGCCAGGACACCACCAGGUUAAAAUCUUUUGUUUGGACGACAUUCAGAGGUGACGGCAAAAAUUUUAAAACGAACACUGAGGACAGCAGACGAGAACCUAAAGGGAACUCCGACUGGAAGGUUGGCUGGACUUUGCAAAUCAGGGGCAGGGGGGAAAUCGCAAGAACGCAAACUCAUCUACCCGCGUGAUUUGAGCGACAGGGUCAAAAAGAAAAUAUAUAUACACAUAUAUAUAUAUCUCUAUAUAAAGUUUGCGUGGAGCCCAAGGAGACGGGCCUUCCCCCGCUCUCUAUAACCCCACCCCCCCACCCCACACCCGCCCCGCCCUCCCUCCCUCCCUCCCCCCUUCACUUACUCACUCAGUCAUCACCCAACCAACCAACCAAUCCACCCAACCACCCAGACACCUCCCCCCUCGCGGCCCAUUCAGGUGCUACGACGCCUCACCGUCGCCCUGGCAACACCCAGUAGGCAGCGCGGACGGACGGCCGGAUGGAGCGGGGCCCAGAGAGGAGGAGCCCACCAACCCACGGGCAAGGCAGCAAAAGGAGAUUAGCAGCCAUCUGCUGGGGGGGGGUCCCCAUUAAGACUUGUCCCAGAAGAGUUCAACUUUAAGCGGAAGGAGAGCGGACGCGUGCCGAGGAGAUGGAGAUGCCGAUAAAGAGAGCCCAACCUCAACCCACAACAACAACAAAGGAUGUGCCUGGUUUCAAAACAUGGAAAUGCAUCAAAAAGACGUUUUUUGAGUUUUUAAGAAAAAGAGAGCUUUAUUUUCAUGGAACAUGUCUUUAGAACAUUUAAUGUGGUCGUUGUGUGUGCGCGAGCGCGUGUGUGUGCCAUAUCGGAAGAGUGCAACCGCAAUCCCACGCUUGCUCUUCAACGAAUGGUGGCCGGUGCCUGUGGCGGCAUUUAGAUGGUAGAAUCCGGGGGGGAAAUGCUGAAAAUUUGGCGUCACCUUUGACUUUUUUUUUUUUUUUUUUUAACAUGGUUGGCUGGAAUUUUAGUUAUCCCUUGCCAGGGGAUCAAACGCUGAGACAAAUAUGGUUUGAACUCGGUCGGCAAAAGAAAAAACCUCUUUUUCUUGUCAUGUGUGUGUGAGAGUGAUUGUGUGUGAGAGUGAUUGAGUGUGUGUUUGAGUGUGCGUUUGACAGUGUGCGUGCGAGUGUACCUGUUCUUCCAGUUGGUAUCGUCCAAACCAUGGGAGGAACGGACACCACAACAUCGAAUGAUGUAGCCUUGUUGUAAACAAUUAAAAAGGAUGGAGGAGAAAA